UAGCGGGGCUCAGAAAACUCUCCCACCAUACAUAGCGGGUCCGUUCCGUGGCAACGUUGCUGAAAAACAAGUGCAAGAAGAAGAGAAAAUGUCUGAAGUCGAGGAGUCGCUGAAAAGAAUCCAGAGCCAUAAGGGCGUUAUCGGAAUAAUCGUCGUCAACGUUGAAGGCAUUCCUAUUAGAACUACAAUGGAUAACUCGACGACUGUUCAAUACGCUGGGUUAAUUCAUCAGUUGACAGCUAAAGCUCGAAGCACAGUUCGAGACAUCGAUCCGCAGAACGAUUUGACAUUUCUCAGGGUCCGUUCAAAGAAACAUGAAAUUCUGGUUGCUCCUGAUAAAGAGUACCUGAUGAUAGUUAUUCAAAAUCCAAGCCAGUAGAAGAGGAACAUUUCACAACCAUUUCCUUUGUAAAUACAACUCUGCAUCUCAGUUUAAUGUUUAUGCUAUUUUCUAUAGGGUUCACCUACCUUAAGCAAUGUUUAUUUUGCCAAAAAUACUACAAACCUUUUUUGGAUAAUUUAAUACCAGUGUUUUAUUAAAGUACAUGAGUUGAUUAAAGACACCUCAAGGCAAACUUGCAUUCCUCAUUUCCCUACAGUGUAGCUGGCUUUAUUCAAUACUGUCACUGUAGCUGUAAAUUACAAUAAAAUUUAUAACAUGUA
Messenger RNA from Orbicella faveolata, 663 nucleotides. Its product is annotated as dynein light chain 7b. The record is from RefSeq and is a predicted model, not a curated record. NCBI's taxonomy places the organism in Eukaryota, Metazoa, Cnidaria, Anthozoa, Scleractinia, Merulinidae.